This is a messenger RNA of Ornithodoros turicata, 1405 nucleotides long. RefSeq lists its product as uncharacterized. The record is from RefSeq and is a predicted model, not a curated record. Lineage: Eukaryota; Metazoa; Arthropoda; Arachnida; Ixodida; Argasidae. The transcript has 3 exons. Bases 320 to 1012 code for a protein of 230 amino acids.
CGUGAUAUAAGUCUACAUAUUGUGGUAUCGAGAGCGUAUUGAAGCGUAUUCGUAGCUGCGGGAGUUGUACAACGUCAGUAGUAGUGAUUUUCACGCCGUGUAUCACAAACAGUGCCUAACCAGUGUCGUCUAUUCGUUGUGUUGCUCACCUGAAAUGGGUUCUGAGCCCUUUGCGUGGUAUGCAAAGGUGCGAAACGACGCGAACGGGAUUUGUCGUCUGCUAUGGGCUGUGCCGGAAGCUGUGUCGUCUGCCACAAUUUGGGAUUGAACCGCUUUUGUCUCGGAAGCUGGAUUGGUACUGUCUCUGACUCUUUCUUCAAUGGGUCUCAAGAAGCUGAUCAAGUGGAGCAUCAUGUGCCGAAAGGAGUUGAAGCCAAAGCCCGAUCAAGCUCCGACGCAGACGCUUCAGCCUUGGGACGCGUCUAGCCUGCACUUGGUCAGCAGUAAAACCUACCUUUGUGGCAGCAGAAAUACACGGCGCCUUCUAGUCCUCCUUGAAGAUCUCCGCCGGCUGUACGCAGACUCUUGGGCGAAAGUCAUGGGUUGUCUGGAGAAAUGCUACGACGUCAUUGAAGCCCAGAGUCCUAAUCACCUCAAAGCCUUCUGCGCCAUCAUUCUACUUUGGGUGAAGCUUGGUGAUACCAUAGCGGACACCUUCGACGUCGACAACUGGAAAGAUCCAGUCCUGGCCCGCGUGUCUUCCGCGAACGUCCGGCUUCUACGUCGCUGGAAAGACUCUAUGGAGCGGACGUCAAACUUCAUCUACGAGUGCCGUACAGAUUCAAUUCCUGAAGUGACGAAAGUGUUCGACCAGGAACAUCUAGCCUGCGAGGUAGAGACCGCAACCCUAUUUCAAGUGACCCCAGAUAGGCUUACCCAGUACGUGGACACUGUAAAAGCGUACUCCAAAAAAUCGCCCUUAAGACACAAAGACGAAAAGAAAUUCCUAAACACGGAAGCUACAUUGACCAAGUCGUUGAGCCAGUUAAACCUUCAGGACAUGGCGUCUUAACGCAUGAUACGUCUAAUGUAACGUUGGACAAAGUACGUCCGAAUGUAAGAUACGAGCUCGCGCACUCUCAAGUGCUCUUCUUGGUGUGACAUGGAUUCUUGUAAAUCGUCAGGACGCAUCUUAACGUUUCGAAAUACGAAUAUUUUAUUUAUUUUGCACUUUUUUUUUAUUUGCAGCAUCGUAUUUUACGUCGAACCUGCUUUGUUCCAUCGAUGCAAUUGCGAUAAUGCUGGUCCUUGUGAGGUACGGCAUAAGUUAAAGCUACGCUGACGUUGGUCACUGAACAGAAGUGUGAUUUGACUCGGUUAACUUUAAGCUUAAGUGCAUCACGGUGUAAAAAUGUAUCACUACUGCAUGAUGUAAAUACGACGAAAUAAAGCUACGGAUACCUCA